AAUUCUAAUACGGAAUAAGAACAAGAGCAUCCAACAACUUCCCACUUUGAAAACAGAGGAAAUCUGUUUCUUCCAUUCUCAGAACAGAGCACAUUCUAUAUUCAUAUUCACUCUGUCUCACCCAACCUCACUCUAUUCCCAUGCUUUCAAGUUUUAAGAUUGCUGCAGUGUUUUUUGUAGCUGCAGUUUCUCAAUUCUUUUCUUCCAACGAUAUGGUCCUUCCUGCUGAAAUCAGCAAAUUUGCAGUGCCUUUUGAGUGAGAAAACCUGUUAAUUCAAUCUCUUCCUCGAAAUAUUCCCGGAUUGUGCUUUGAAAUUUGUCACACAUGGGUUCACUCAAAUCCUACAACCUUAAAGCAGAGAAGGCCAAGGCAAUCCAUAAACAUCGCCAGCGUCAAAAGCUUGCGAGCUUUUUACGGUUUGCUGAAGUGUGUGCUGCACUAGUCUUGAUUUCAAAGCUCUCUGUUCAGAUUUCUAUUGCAGUCAAGAACUCGAGCGUGUAUUUUCAAGAUGUUUCGGUCUUCGUAGUCGACCAUCGCUUUGCCUUUCUGAUUGGAAAUGUCAUAAUCAUCGCUCUCUUCACCCUCUCGGGUCAUUUCUCAGCUCCGAACUCUGAAUCAAAAGGUUCAGAACCUGAUUUUUACCAGGAGUUCAUCCAGAACAGCACGAGGAGCCUCGAGAAACAGAGUAUAAAAACGGAGUAUGGCAUAAAGAGCCCAGAAAUUUAUGAAGAUCGACCCAAUAAUUUCCCAGAAAAUCAGAUAAUAAACACAGGGAGACUCGAAGGGAAUCAGAUCAAAUACCGAGAAAAUCAGAGCCCCAAGAAUAUCAUCGGAACAGAGAACAAUAAGAACAAGAAAACAGAGGACACCACUAACAGGAGCAUGGAAGUUACAGUUUACAGAAGGUGUCGGAGUGCGAAUUUAAGCUGUGCGAUGGAGAGUGAGAAAUCGAAGCCUGUGCUUCGAAGAUCAGAGACAGAGAAUAGCAGGAAAAAGGGUUCGUAUCCAGAGGAUGGUAUGAGCAAUGAGGAGUUUCGUCGCACUAUAGAGGCUUUCAUUGCAAGACAACAGAGGCUGCGAAUGGAAGAAGAGUCUUCCAUGGUUUAAAACCUGAAAGCUCACUUGUUCAAACUGUGAAUCGCCACUGUGUAUACUGCUUACUGUAAUUGGGAUGAAGUUGCUUGUGAUUUUCUUUCUGGGUUUUUCACUAUAUAAAUAUGAUAUAGAUGUAAUAGAAAUGAACGAGAUAAUAAAAUUAGUUUAUGGAUCGAA
Molecule: messenger RNA, 1273 nt
Organism: Prosopis cineraria
Lineage: Eukaryota; Viridiplantae; Streptophyta; Magnoliopsida; Fabales; Fabaceae
Exons: 1
Coding region: 326-1108 (260 amino acids)
Source: RefSeq, a predicted model, not a curated record